Cydia pomonella (codling moth) is the source of this 2221-nucleotide messenger RNA. RefSeq names its product fringe glycosyltransferase (gene Fng). Gene Ontology annotation, molecular function: O-fucosylpeptide 3-beta-N-acetylglucosaminyltransferase activity. Gene Ontology annotation, biological process: regulation of Notch signaling pathway. The record is from RefSeq and is a predicted model, not a curated record. Lineage: Eukaryota; Metazoa; Arthropoda; Insecta; Lepidoptera; Tortricidae. The transcript has 8 exons. Bases 258 to 1268 code for a protein of 336 amino acids. Gene Ontology annotation, cellular component: membrane.
UUGGAGGCCAGCCGGCGCGCGCGCAGGUAGUUCAGCCCCGAGUGGCGCCGCACAUCCGAUCUCUCGCUCGCACCACGUGGUGGGGCGGCUGCGCGGAGGCGCGGGCAUGUUCGAAGCCCUGUGCUACAUUUUUAUUAGUUUGUAACCGUUCUUUGACUCAGCACCACAGCUUUUUCCUUGCGUACUGUUUAUCAAUAACAUUUCGGUAAAUAAAGUUCAACAGAUGAGUGACGAGGCGGUGAAGCUUUUUGAAGCUCAUGCGCGCUUUGGCGCCAUUCGGCUCGGGCAUGGCGAGCCGAAAGCUGAUUAAAGUUGCCGCGAUAAUCGCUUUCUUGUAUUGCACCCUUUUGGUGUAUCAGGGCGGUGUCUCUAACUUUCAAGAACCUCGAGUGCAAGUGCAGGAACUGACUAUAGUCCCAGUGACUAAAUCUAGUGUUAAUGACAGUGAUACGUCAAAAAACAUAACAUUGGAUGAUUUGUUUAUAAGUGUUAAAACUACAAAACAUUAUGAAAACACAAGGCUGCCUAUAAUAUUGAAGACAUGGUUUCAAUUGGCAAAAAACCAGACAUGGUUUUUCACCGACGGAGAAAACCAAGCUCAUCAAAACCAAACAAACGGCCACAUGGUGAACACGAAAUGCUCUGCAUCUCACUCCAGAAAUGCACUUUGCUGCAAAAUGGCGGUAGAAUACGACCGCUACUUAGAAAGUAACAAAAAAUGGUUUUGCCACUUUGACGACGACAACUACGUAAACGUACCACGUCUAGUCGAAGUCCUCCAAAGGUACGAUUACAAAGAGGACUGGUACCUCGGCCGGACCUCGGUCUACAAGCCAGUGCGGAUCUACCAGAAGUCCAAGAAGAGCAAAAAGACGAAGUUAAAAUAUUCGUUUUGGUUCGGCACGGGCGGUGCUGGAGUAUGCUUGAGCCGAAGUUUGGCUUUGAAAAUGUUACCUUUUGCGAGUGGUGGGCGGUUCAUCAGUUUUUGUGAUAACGUUCGGUUUCCUGACGACGUAUCCCUUGGAUAUCUUAUAGAAAACAUAAUGCAUAUAAAUCUGACGGUGAUACCCGAGUUUCACUCCCAUUUGGAGCAAAUGAAGCUCUUGGACACUGAGAAGUUGAAGGAGCAAGUGUCCUUCGGUUACAGCAGAACUAAGAACGAGUGGAACGUAGUGAACGUGCCGGGCUUCGACACGUUGUAUGAUCCUACUAGGUUCCUGUCUCUGCAUUGUUUCCUGUUCCCGCAUUUCAAGUUCUGUCCGAGAUAGCCAACGUGUUACACCUGAGUGGAAAGCUAGUUUAUCUAAUUUAUCUCUGGUUGCCGAAAUAGUUUUAAAUUUAUUUUUGUUUUCUUUUUGUGUAUGACUUGAAUUUAACAUAUCCCAAGUAAUUAUUAAGAUUUUUUUAUGUUAUUAAAAAUAUUUUAUUUUAUUAUCAGGGCAUUUAAAUCGAUUUUAGAGAUGAAGCGUUUCUAAAUUUCUUUUUUUAUUUAUCAUUAUAAUAUUUUGUUAAUAAUAACUAAUAUAUUUAACUUGCUUUAAUUAGAAAAAACCCAAUACAAUAAUCUUGUUUAAAAUUAAUCAUAACUUUUACAUAAAUGUUAUGAUUUGUGAAAGUGCAAUUGAUAAAAAAUAAAACAAAUGUCACUGAAAUCCGCACAUCCAUUUUGUGAAUAAUCUUGUUUUCUCUUUGUUUAAUAGCUUUUAUUUCCAAACAUAUAUAACUGGUAUAAUAAUUUAUAAAAUGUAAAAUAACUUGUUUCUCAUUUUUCUGUGAAACAUUAUUAUAAGUUGCUUAUCACUGAGCCGAUCACACUCAUACUCGUAAAUGUUACAUAAUCUAUCAUAGUUCUACAGCAAAAAAUCAAUAACUUUUGAAAAUUUAUUAUAAACUUUUGAUCAUGUAAGGAGGAGGUACAUAAUUCAAUGUAGUUACUGCGCCUAUUUUAAGCGUGUCUGAACUAUAUUUGUCAAUAUGACCUCGCUGUUUAAAAAAAUCCAGGAAUUAUUUUUAAGAAUAUAAAUGUCAGGAAUUCAAAACCUUCAUGGGUGAUAUAAUAAUUGUUGUCUUUAAGAAAAGUCUGUGAUAUUAGCUGAUAAUUUGUAAGUAGACGCAAAAUGUGCUAUUAAAAUGUUAUUUAAAAUCUCUCUCAAGUCAUGUUAUGAUAUUGUUUAUAAAAUAAUUAUUUGUUUAUAAAAUAAACAAUUUCAGAAUUACAAUA